CUUUCCCUCCUCUCUCCUGGCCUCUCAUCCUCAUUGACCCACUCCCUGAAGUAUUUCUACACGACAUCGUCUGAAGUCCCAAACUUCCCAGAGUUUGUGAUUGUUGGUUUGGUUGAUGAUGCCCAGAUGAUGUACUAUGACAGCAACACCCAGAAAGCAGUUCCUAAACAGGACUGGAUGGAGAAGAACACUGAUGAGCAGUACUGGGAGGGGAACACUCGAAUCUUUCAGCGUCACCAGCAGGCCUUCAAAGUCAACAUUGAAACUGUAAAGCAGCGCUUCAACCAAACUGGAGGUGUCCACAUUGUCCAGUACAUGUACGGCUGUGAGUGGGAUGAUGAGGCUGGAGAGAUUACUGGCUUUCGACAGUUUGGCUAUGAUGGAGAAGACUGGAUAACAUUGGACUUGAAGGAAAACACCUAUAUUACUCCAAAACCACAGGCUGUAAUUACUACAAACAAAUGGAACAGUGACAAAGUUGAUCUGGAGUACAUUAAGAGCUACCUCAUUAAAGAAUGUCCUGAGUGGCUGAAGAAGUAUGUAAACUAUGGGAGGAGCUCUUUGAUGAGAACAGAUCGUCCCUCAGUCUCCAUCCUCCAGAAGUCUUCCUCCUCUCCAAUCAGCUGCUUUGCUACAGGUUUCUACCCCAACAGAGCAGAAAUGUUCUGGAGGAAAGAUGGAGCAGAGAUCAAUGAUGGUGUGGAGAAAGGAGAGAUCCUCCCUAACAAUGAUGGAACCUUCCAGAUGAACGUUGACCUGAAACUUCCAUCAUCUGAGGACUGGACAAAAUAUGAAUGUGUGUUUCAGCUCUCUGGUGUCAAAGAUGACAGUGUCCACAGACUGGAGAAACCAAGAAUGAAUGAUGACUCAAAUAAAGCCACCAUCCUUGUGGCUGUGUUGGUUGUCCUUGGUGUCGUUGGUUUGAUUGGUCUUAUUGGUCUUAUUUCCUUUAUUGUGCACAAGAAGAAUGCCAAGCGUCCAACUUUAUCUAUUCAGAAUGCUCAGGCCCCAGAGGAAGUCAGAUUUAUUCCAAACGCAUAA
Cyprinodon tularosa is the source of this 1041-nucleotide messenger RNA. RefSeq names its product class I histocompatibility antigen, F10 alpha chain-like. The transcript has 7 exons. The record is from RefSeq and is a predicted model, not a curated record. Gene Ontology annotation, cellular component: external side of plasma membrane. Gene Ontology annotation, biological process: immune response. The annotation marks the transcript as partial. NCBI's taxonomy places the organism in Eukaryota, Metazoa, Chordata, Actinopteri, Cyprinodontiformes, Cyprinodontidae.